UGACGUUUGUAACAAAAAGCAAAACUUGUCUUUGGUCAAGUGAUAUGUCAUAUCAGGGAUUCUUAUUUGUGUUGUUAGAAAAAGUUAUUUAAUAUGUCUCUAGCUGUAUCUUAUUAUGGAAAGCGCCCGAGCCGAACAUGACAAGAUCGAAUUGGCGGCUGAAAGUUUCUGGAGGACUCCGCAGAGAGCCGUUCCGGGCAGGCCUCGUCAGAGGAUCGAGCGAAGCGAGGUUAUGUCGGGCUCGUCCUACCAGCAGUUCCAGGCGUCCGUGAACGACGCCUGGGACUUGGGCGAUGACGAUAUCAUCUCCGGCAUAGCCGAGACGAGGAUAUCACGCGCCAUAUCGCACACGGCGGCGUUGAAUGUGAUCAACUCGCACCGCAACAGCACGAAGGGCGCUAGCAAGAGCGACGCGCGAUCGGAGGCCCCGCCUGCGCGCGCGGACGAGGUGCGGCGGCCGGGCGCAGCGGGCCCCCUGCGCCACUACCCGGGCCGGCCGCGGCCCGUGCGCCUUUCGGCGCUCGCGUCCCGCGAGGAGAGCAAUGAGUCCAAGCUGGAACGUUUCCAGCAGCUGCUGAACAGUGCCGUGCUGGACCUGGACGAGCUCAAGCAGCUCAGUUGGUCGGGCAUACCUGCGAAGGCGCGCGCGGUGACGUGGCGCCUGCUGGCCGGCUACCUGCCCGCCAACGCGGAGCGGCGCGCCGAGACGUUGCAGCGCAAGCGCGCGGACUACCGUCACCUCGUGCGCCAGUACUACGACGCGGAGCGCGAGGAGGACACCUACCGCCAGAUCCACAUCGACAUCCCGCGCAUGAGCCCCCUCGUGGCGCUGUUCCAGCAGCCCACAGUGCAGGUGAUGUUCGAGCGCGUGCUGUACAUCUGGGCCAUCCGUCACCCCGCGUCGGGCUACGUGCAGGGCAUCAACGACUUGGUCACGCCCUUCUUCAUGGUGUUCCUGCAGGAGGCGGCGCCGGGCCGCGAGCUCGACGACUUCCCUCUCGACAGCCUCCGCGCCGAGCAGCGGGACAUCAUCGAGGCGGACUCCUUCUGGUGCCUCUCCAAGUUCCUGGACAGCAUCCAGGACAACUACAUAUUCGCGCAGCUCGGGAUACAGUACAAGGUGCGGCAGCUGUGCGAGCUCAUCGCGCGCAUCGACGGCGCGCUGCACGAGCACCUGCGGCGCCACGGCGUGGACUACCUGCAGUUCUCGUUCCGCUGGAUGAACAACCUGCUGACGCGCGAGAUCCCGCUGGCCUGCAGCAUCCGCCUGUGGGACACGUACCUGGCCGAGUCGGACGGCUUCGCCAGCUUCCAGCUCUACGUGUGCGCCGCCUUCCUGCUGCACUGGCGCGAGCGCCUGCUGCUCGAGCGGGACUUCCAGGGCCUGAUGCUGUUGCUGCAGAACGUGCCCACGCACAACUGGUCGGACUCGCACAUCGGCGUGCUGGUGGCGGAGGCCUACCGCCUCAAGUUCGCCUUCGCCGACGCGCCCAGCCACCUGGCGCCCGCGGGCCGCGGAGCGCCCGGCCACCAGGCGCCCGCCGGCCGCGGCGCGCGCAGCUGACAGUCGGGGCGCCGGUGAGCGCUGGCCGCGCCGGGGACUCCGGCGGAACGUAACAGCUAUCAUUCACUUGUUUCACAAUGUACUCUUACCGGUUUGAAGAAUGGUCCGGUUUAGAAGCCUUGUUCUCGCGACAGGCGCAUUUCGUAAUUGGUCAGAAAUAUGACGAAGCGCGGUGUACGAGGGCAGCUGGAAAGGGCCUCCCACUAGUACUAUUGGCUAUUCAUGACCUACAUUUUGUUCCACAAUUUUCUAUUAAAAACAAUAUAAGAGAGCUUUCAUAUUUCUCAAUAAAAUAUACGCGAUGACAACCAUAGAAUCAUUUAAGGUCAAAUGGAGGAUUUUAAGUCCAAUGAAUUUAUAUUAAGUAAGGUUUCAUACUUAAAAUAAAUUCAUGCAUACAUAAUAUGCGGACUUAGGGCCUUUUGUUUUAUACUUUGAAGUCUGAACACAUUCUUACUCCGACCAAUGUCAGUGUGGACAUUCGAACGUAAACAUUGAUUUAUUUUUAUUGAUAAUUGUUUUAUUUAAUUUAAUUUUCCAUCAGUUAUUAGUUCGUACACUCACCGAGAGAAUAACUAAGGUAAUUAUGAGCUCUUUCUAAUACUAAGAGUAUCUGAGUUCGGCUGUGAACGGCUUGACAGCAUGGCAACAGUGAUAGAAACGGUUUCUUUUUGACCACAGAAUUCUAAAACUAUUAUAUUCUUUGUUAAUAUUCCUCAAAUGAUUUGAAAACACGUUAUCACGCACGUGUAUAUACGUGUACGUGUAAUGUACUGUCAAGUCAUUACAAUUCGAGCCGUCAUUUUUAAUUUUACGAUAAUUUUUAAUAUGAAAACUAAAAAUUUAGAAAAGUCAUUAUUAUCAGUUACUUGAACUCUUGUUCCAGUACCCCUUUCCAAAUGGCCUUGUGCGAUAAAGAAGCAGGAGUAGUUCAUCGUGCAAAAGGUCGUUGAGAGCAAGCUCAAAUAGCUUUAAUCCACACCCCGGACAAAUCUGAGUGCAACUAAUAUUGUUAUAUUCAAUACCAGUUGUACCAGUUGUGUCAGUCGGGUACAGAACCCGACGGCUGCUGGGCGGCUGCUCGGCGGGCAUAUGAAGGGCCGGUGACGGUGCUCCGUACUGCCACCACGCACAUUUGUUUGGCAAAUGGAGCAAUGAACAUUCGCGCAUUAUAAACAUGUACACACUGCACACUGUAUGUAUGCACUGAGUGCUAAGGCUGCGAUUUCCACCUGCAUUUACUUAUCCGACCGCUUGAAAGCUAACUUCGAUUUUUAAGGUAUCGAAAGAGCGACAUCUAGUGCCAAUAUUGGGAAACAGUAUCGUCACUAGAUGGCGCUAUUUUCUUACCAUAUAAAUCGUAGUUACCUUUCACGCGAUCGAAUAAGUGACCGUAGGUGAAAAAUGUCCCACUUGGUACUCAGUGCGCUCUAGAAGUUCAGUUGCUCCGACUGUUUCCAGUGGGAAUGAGCUCCGUAGAGACGCUCAAGCUCACAGAAUGCUUGCCCUGCGGCAACUGUAUAUACUCGUGUAUCACAUCAUUCAUAAUUUCCAGUGCUAACUCAUUGUCAGUGUAAUGUACGCCCACCUCCGCGUUACCGACUACCUAGUUAGCUGUUAAUAUAUAAUUGUUCCAAGUGGUUCGCCGAUCCGUAUAAAAUAAGAAUGUAUUGUCAUAGCUGUAAAAUGACCCAUAACGAUUGUUUCAACGCAUUCGGUCAGCCUGACCUGCGCUCUUUGCCCAUAAAAUAUGUUACGAGUUAAAACGAGGAUUGAAAAGAUAAACAAUCCUCAUCUUUAAAUCGAUUUGCAGUAGGUCCAUUUUACUGUGAGUUUGAACUCGCGAAAACUGUUAACGGUUUUCGUAUUGAGGCUUGUGAGUUCUGCACGAGCCUGCGGCCGCGCCUAGGCCGCUAGCUGCGCCCUGCAUCGCGGCAAACAAGCUUUAUUACCCACCACCAAUGUACCGAUGUUAUAUCACAAUACAUUCCCGUACCUACACUAUAACGUAAGGACCUAAUUUACCUCGUUUUAGGGUAGAUCGUUCUGUACUACUGUUUUUAUUAGCGCUUGUUAUUAUUAAAUCUUAGGAAAGUUUCUAAGCUUUAAAAUGAGGUAAAUAAGUCCAUCUAUUUGACUUGUACAGUGUUUCGAUAUAAGCAAGAGACUGCGCACGCCCCGCGACGCUGCGCGGACACCACACAUGUACAGAUAUUAUUGUUAUAUGCGAGCACAAGGAGAGAGUUUCGCGUCUUACGCGGUAUUACAUUUUCGGCCCACAGCGGUUCGUGUUAAGUCUGAUUUUGGCAAACGACUGACGGAGGCCUAAUUCUAAGUCCACGCGGCCCUCAUUAGCUGAACUAUUAAAACGGAACGUACGCGUGAAAUGCAUCUGGAACGUGAAACUGGUCCAGAGGGGUGCGCGGUGGAGCCGCAAUCGACGGUGGACUCAGAUCUGAGUGAUAGGUUCACGACCAUCCAGAGAAUUACAAAAUGCGUCAGCUCGAGUAAACCUCGUUGCGCGCCAACCGCUAGGCUUAGCUCAGCUCAAGGUCAAGUUGGAUCCGAGGGCCACUCCUGGAUCUGAUCCACUAGUAGGCACUCGCGGCAGUGCACGCUCCUGCCAGCCGCCCGCGUACGUACCGUUGAAUAGGAGGAGGCCCGCGAGGCAAAGUAAAAAGAUAUUCGACUAUUAUUGAAGGUUGUUUUUGACUUGGGUUUAUGUAUUUUGUUUUGAUGUCUACGUUUCUUUACUUUUAUUAUUAUAGCACUACAUAUUUGUAAAUU
Pararge aegeria (speckled wood butterfly) is the source of this 4351-nucleotide messenger RNA. RefSeq names its product TBC1 domain family member 22B (gene Tbc1d22). The record is from RefSeq and is a predicted model, not a curated record. The transcript is spliced from 5 exons. NCBI's taxonomy places the organism in Eukaryota, Metazoa, Arthropoda, Insecta, Lepidoptera, Nymphalidae. Bases 116 to 1564 code for a protein of 482 amino acids. Gene Ontology annotation, biological process: activation of GTPase activity. Gene Ontology annotation, molecular function: GTPase activator activity.